AUGGCUAGUUUUCUUGUUUUCACAUCCUACAUUGUUGUAAUUUUUGGUUUAUCAAAUGGUUAUAUCAAUGGUGUCGAUGCGGCUCGCGCUUUCUUUGUGUUUGGAGAUUCACUCGUGGAUAAUGGCAACAACAAUUACUUGGCCACAUCGGCUCGAGCCAAUGCUCCGCCUUAUGGCAUUGAUUAUCCGACUGGUCAACCCACCGGACGUUUCUCUAACGGCUUAAACAUUCCUGACUUUAUCAGUAAAGAACUUGGAUCAGAACCCACAUUGCCAUAUUUAAGUCCUAAGCUCAGUGGAAAAAAUUUGCUUGUUGGUGCCAACUUUGCUUCUGCUGGUGUUGGAAUUCUCAAUGACACUGGAUUUCAAUUUAUAGAAAUAAUCAGAAUGCCCAAACAGUUAGGUUUGUUUGAAGAAUACAAGAAAAAAUUAAGUGCUAUUAUUGGAGAUGAAGAAGCUAUAAGAUUAGUAAAUGGAGCAUUAGUACUAAUCUCAUGUGGUGGUAAUGAUUUUGUGAAUAACUACUACUUUGUAUCCGAUUCCCUAAGACAUCGCCAAUAUGAUUUACCAAAGUUCGUUAAGUAUCUGACUACCGAGUACAAGAAAAUUUUACGGAGACUAUAUAAUCUUGGAGCGCGUAGGGUGGUGGUGACUGGAACGGGCCCAAUGGGCUGCGCUCCAGCCGAGCUAGCCCAACGAGGAGGACCAAAUGGCGAAUGCUCGUCUGAGUUAAAGCGUGCUGAAACGUUAUAUAAAUCGCAACUUUUUCAGAUGAUCGUAGGACUGAACCGAAAAAUUGGUUCCGAUGUCUUCGUCAUCGUAACCAUGGAUGCGAUGCUGGAAUUUCAAAAUGAAUUUGCUGAAACAAAAAAAGCAUGCUGUGGUCAAGGACCUUUUAAUGGAAUUGGAUUAUGCACAGUGGAAUCAAAUAUAUGUCAAAACCGUGAAGACUAUUUGUUUUGGGAUUCUUUUCAUCCAUCAGAAAAAGCUAACAAGUUGAUCGUUGAGAAAAUUAUGACAGCUUCCACAGAGUUCAUAUAUCCAAUGAAUCUCAGUACCAUUUUGGCUUUGGAUUCCAAGAUGAAUAACACUGUCUAG
Molecule: messenger RNA, 1098 nt
Organism: Lathyrus sativus (Indian pea)
Lineage: Eukaryota; Viridiplantae; Streptophyta; Magnoliopsida; Fabales; Fabaceae
Source: the annotation of a GenBank genome assembly